CAUGCUUUUCGGCGCAACAUGGUUGCACACAGCAGUAGCUGAAGAGGACUGAGUUUUUAAUUCAACAAUUUGCCACAAUGCUGUCAUUUUUGGUUCUUAUCCUCCUUUUUAUAGGAUAUUUGUCUGCCUCUGAUACCAAAGUCUCACAAAAUGACCACAGUCCUGCUGAGAGCUAUGUCAUGUGGUUAUGGCACAACAGGCUGUACUUGUAUUCAGCUGCUGCUCUCAUCUUUGGGAUCUGGUUCUCUGUGAAGACUAUUCUGAAGAAGAAAAGCUUCUCCAAAGACGUCGGCUCUUUGGUCUACAAAGCAGUGAAGAACAAUGACUGCUCCAGCAAAAACACUUUGGUUCAUGUGUCUGCUGUUAAAAUCUUCUACGGCUCACAAACCGGAACAGCAAAGGGCUUUGCACAGGAGCUGUCAGAGGAGGUGAAGACUUUAGGAAUACCAGCGGAGGUGAUAGACAUGAAAGACUACGAUCCAGAUGAUCAGCUUGCUGAUGAGUGCACCAAUAAGUCAGUCUGUGUGUUUGUUGUGGCGACGUACACUGACGGGCAGCCCACAGAGAACGCAGAGUGGUUCUGUAAGUGGCUGGAGGAGGCGUCCACUGACUUUAGAUAUGGGAAAACGUACCUCAAAGGCCUCCGAUACGCUGUGUUUGGUCUCGGCAACUCUGUCUACACUGGCCACUAUAAUACGGUGGGUAAAAAUGUGGACAAGUGGCUGUGGAUGCUGAGUGGCAUGCGGAUCAUGACCCGAGGAGAAGGUGACUGUAAUGUGGUAAAGAGCCGUAACGGCAGCAUCCAGGCAGACUUCCUUGCUUGGAAGGCAAGGUUCCUGAAUCGUCUGCGGACUCUGGCCAAAGGUGAGAAGAAGAACUGCAGUGGGAACUGUAAGACCGGAGGCUCCUGCAAGAACAAGAAGAAAGAGGAAGAACAGCAGCAGCAGCAGCAGGAGGAAGAGGAGCAGAAUAACAGAUCUGAGGAGGAUCUGAUGGAGUCCAGCACUGAUGAGGACGAGUCUGGCUCACACGAAGAGAAAAGGUCAGGUUCAGUGGUGGACAUGGAGGAUCUGGGUAACAUCAUGAGCAGUGCCAAGAAAGCAAAGAGCAAAUCUGAAGGUCAAGGAAACGGCCAGAUGGUGAAGCUAUCCAAGCUGAACGGAGUGAAAAAGGUGGAAGAUGAAGGAGAAAGAAGAGAGAUGAUCACACCUGCUCUCAGAGAUGCACUGACAAAACAAGGGUACAAACUAAUUGGAAGUCACUCAGGAGUGAAACUCUGUCGAUGGACCAAGUCGAUGUUGCGAGGGAGAGGAGGCUGUUACAAACACACUUUCUAUGGUAUUGAGUCUCAUCGGUGCAUGGAGACCACCCCCAGCCUCGCCUGCGCUAACAAGUGUGUCUUCUGUUGGAGACAUCACACCAACCCUGUGGGCACCGAGUGGCGCUGGAAGAUGGACCCUGCUGAGAAAAUCCUGCAGGAGUCCGUGGACAAGCACCAGAACAUGAUUCGACAGUUCAGAGGUGUCCCUGGAGUGAAGCCUGAGCGGUAUGAGGAGGGUUUGAAAGUCAAGCACUGCGCCCUCUCCCUGGUGGGUGAGCCAAUCAUGUAUCCUGAAAUCAACACCUUCAUCCGCCUCCUCCACUCCCACAACAUCUCCAGUUUUCUGGUCACCAACGCACAGUUCCCACAGGAAAUCAGGAGUCUGGUGCCAGUAACUCAGUUGUAUGUCAGUGUGGAUGCCAGCACUAAAGACAGUCUCAAGAAGAUUGACCGGCCACUUUUCAAAGACUUCUGGCCCCGCUUCUUGGACAGCCUGAGGGCUCUGGGAGAGAAGAGACAGAGAACGGUGUACAGACUGACGCUGGUGAAGGCGUGGAACGUGGAGGAGAUGGUGGCGUACUCAGAGCUCAUUGCUUUGGGCCAGCCAGACUUUGUCGAGGUCAAGGGAGUGACGUACUGUGGAGAAAGCUCUGCCAGCAGUCUGACCAUGGCUAACGUCCCCUGGCACCAGGAAGUGGUCGCCUUUGUCCAGCAGCUGGCCGACAUGCUGCCUCAGUAUGAGAUCGCCUGCGAACAUGAGCACUCCAACUGUUUGCUCAUCGCACACACAAAGUUCAAGGUGGAUGGCGAGUGGUGGACGUGGAUCGACUAUGAGCGUUUCCAGGAGCUGGUCCAGAUUCACGAGGAGACCGAGGGACAACAGAGCUUCUCGGCGUUGGACUACAUCGCCAAGACUCCCAGCUGGGCUUUGUUUGGAGCCCAGGAGCAGGGUUUUGACCCUGCAGACACGCGCUUUCAACGACGCAACAAAACUAAAGAUAUUUCAGGAUGCUGAUAGAUGAGAGAGAGAUGGAAGGAGGUAGGAUGAACUGAGUGAUUUCUGCAGAUGUUAAUUUAAGGGAAUUAUAGUUGAGUCAUUCUAUUCAUCCUUUGAGUUUUAAAUCUGAUGUUCACAGCUGAACUUUUAUCUUUUUUUUGUAUCUCUCCAAACUGAGAUCUUGAAUUUUGUAGAUUUGACCCUGAAAUCAUCCUAAAGCUGCCAGGAUCAAGACCUUUCUUUUAAAUUUUCUACACAUUCCCCUUUAUAUUUGGUUUAAGUGUCCCUUUGCAUCACAAACCACACGUCUAUUGAUUUUUAAUGCUGUUCUCCCUUUUUUUGAAGGGGGUCAUUAUUAUGAAUGUCAUUGGCUCUGAUCUUCUUACCAUCUAUCAGUGCAUGAGGACAUUAACACUGUUGAAGUCUGACCUGACUGUGACUUCAUUUCCAUCUUCGUCCUGGACAUUUUUUAUAAUCUGCUGAAUAUCUCAGGACACGAUCAGCAUAAAAGGAGUCUGCAGGAAUACAAAUCUGUCCAGACACCUUUGCUCUUCCUCCCACUUCUCAAGACAGCAGAUGUAUUUACAGGUGGGAGAAGCUAUCAGAGAGGAGCAUCAAGGCUGCACCAGACGAAUCAAGCUUCCUAUUCCUCUCUUUUGCUUUUUUUUAAUUGAAAGUUUGCUCUAUUGUGCAUUUCCAGCAGUGUCAGCUGUGUUUGAUUUACUCCUCAUGCAUCCCAGUUUAAGCUCGUGUUACUGAUCUUUUGUUAAAAUCUGAUCCAUUAAAGUUUUUAUUUGAAUGUAAACUUAGAUGUAAAUGUUUAAGUCCUUCUUGAUUUGUUGUCUCCUCUGUUGCAGUGUCUCCCUGCUGGGAAAAGCAGCAGGUUUUUGGAUACAGCCACAUAAUAAAUGUG
Molecule: messenger RNA, 3231 nt
Organism: Cheilinus undulatus (humphead wrasse)
Lineage: Eukaryota; Metazoa; Chordata; Actinopteri; Labriformes; Labridae
Gene: tyw1
Product: tRNA-yW synthesizing protein 1 homolog (S. cerevisiae)
Exons: 16
Coding region: 78-2336 (752 amino acids)
Biological process (GO): wybutosine biosynthetic process
Molecular function (GO): 4 iron, 4 sulfur cluster binding; FMN binding; catalytic activity
Source: RefSeq, a predicted model, not a curated record